This is a messenger RNA of Peronospora farinosa, 1746 nucleotides long. The record is from the annotation of a GenBank genome assembly. NCBI's taxonomy places the organism in Eukaryota, Oomycota, Peronosporomycetes, Peronosporales, Peronosporaceae.
AUGCAACGCAAGGAGAAGGACGUGCGCAAGCCACGACCACAGCAGCUCGUAUUCUCCACGAAGAAGGUGGGACGUAAGUCAAAGGCGCGUCAACAACCACAGCCGUCGUCUAAGGAAACGGCAAAACCUGCUGUGCAGCAACACCAAAGCGAGACCAACGCCCCGUCUCAUGAACCAGCGCGACACCGUUCAGGUCGUAGCCAUGGCUGUAGUCACUCGGUGAAGCACAUGCGGCCGUCACGUGCGCUUCUGCAGAGUGACCACGUGACGGUGGCGCAGUGCGUGCGGACAAUGGUGGAGCGAAAGACGGAUGCCGCUCUGCUGAUGGAUAGGAACGGUCUACUUACGGGUAUUCUCACGGACAGAGACGUUGCGGUGAAGGUAGUGGCAGUCGGCAGAGAUCCUAAUACGACACUGGCGCACGAAGUCAUGACCCCUGACCCAUCGUGCGUACCAGCUAAUGCUAGUGCUAUCGACGCACUGAAGACCAUGAUUUCAGGGCAAUUCCGCCACUUGCCGGUGACAGACAAUGGAAAAGUGGUGGGUAUUCUGGAUAUCGCCAGGUGUUUAUACGAAGCCAUUGCAAAGCUGGAGGACGCGUACCGGAAAUCAUCCGACCGUCUUGAAGAGACGGUGAAAAAGCUGCAAGACAGUCUAUCCAGAUCGACGGAAGCUAAUUUAUUUGAGUCCUUGCGACAGAAGCUCUUUUUGCCGACACUCUCAGCAAUUAUCAUGGAAGGCUCCGAGGUGCCGAUUCUGGGUCCGAUGUCAUCAGCUAUGGAUGCAGCACGCCUGAUGCUAAUACAAAAAACGAGCGCUGUUAUGAUUUGCAAUGAAGCAGCUGAGUCUGUGGGUAUUUUUACGUCGAAGGAUUUGAUGCGCCGUGUGGUUGCUGUGUCGCUGGAGCCCAGUCAUUGCUUGCUUUCCGACGUGAUGACGCCAAAUCCUCAAACAGCUACACUGGGAACGACGAUCUUGGAGACGCUUCAUUCAAUGCACAAUGGACAGUUUCUACAUGUACCCGUGUUUGACUGUGGUACAAAGUUGGUAGGUAUUGUUGACGUGCUGCAAGUAACGCACGGCGUCGUUCAGCAAAUGGGCACGUUUCAGAGUGUGAAAAGUGAUAGUGUGCAGCCGUUGUGGGAUCAGUUUCGUAGCAGCUUGAAAAGCGUAAACGACGCGACCAAUCAUGAUGUGGAUGUCGAGGAUAAUGAAACAAACGUAGGCGUCGCUGAUGCGGACGCAGAUGGUGUCGACAUUGCAUCUCUAGUAGGGCGCCAGUCCUGGAAUGAUUUUCAGUCGUCGAACGGUAUUAACGGCACAGGCGACCCGACAAUACAGGAUGAGAGUCCACUGAAUGAGACGGAGCAUGCACCGGAUGCAUUUGUUUACAAGCUUGCUGAUUGCUACGGUAACAACCACCGAUUUACGAGCUCUGCUGUGUCCGUAAAGGAGCUUCUUGUGGACGUGCAAAACCGACUAGGCGAUAAUACUAUUUGCAGAGUCCUAUAUGUCGACGACGAAGGCGACCAUAUACUGCUAUCGAAGGAUUCAGACUUGAAGGAUGCUGUGAAUCGAGCACGCACCUGGGGCAACAAGUACAUCCGCUUAAUGAUCCCCCAUUACCGCCUUGCCGUACGUCAAGCGCUAGCCCACAACUCAGAUACGGCGAUCGGUAUGGUCGUAUACGCCGCUGCUGUGGCUGCAGUCGCUGGCGCAUCGUUCUUCUUGAGCAGGCGAAAAUGA